GCCGAACCAAAUCACCCUUACAAGCUUCUUCUGGUAAUUCUUUCAAAUUUGAAGCCUCCAGAAUCACUUUAGUGAAGCUUGUAGCUGUUGUGAAGGUUUAAUUACUUAAUUUCCACUAGUUUAGCUACCACUGCCUCCCACAGAAGCUAGGUCAUAUAUAUAUAUAGUGAAGCUUUUCAUAAUUUAGCUCAUCUCUCAAGCCAAUUGAAUUAAUAUGUCAUCAAAAAGAGGUUCAUUAUCAAGGAGGAAGGUUCCAUUGCUCAAGCUUUUCUCAUUUGCUGAUUUCUACGAUUAUGUGUUGAUGGCCGUUGGAUCUGUUGGUGCAUGCAUUCAUGGUGCAUCUGUUCCUAUUUUCUUUAUCUUCUUUGGAAAAAUUAUUAAUGUUAUUGCCUUGGUUUACCUUUUUCCCAAAGAAGCUUCUCACCAAGUUGCCAAGUAUUCAUUGGAUUUUUUGUAUCUAAGUAUAUUAAUAUUGUUUUCAUCAUGGGCAGAGGUAGCUUGUUGGAUGCAUACUGGAGAACGUCAAGCAGCAAAGAUGAGAAUGGCAUAUUUAAGAUCAAUGUUGAAUCAAGAUAUAAGUCUUUUUGAUACUGAGGUUUCAACUGGAGAGGUUAUUUCUUCUAUUACGAGUGACAUCUUAAUUGUUCAAGAGGCAUUAUCUGAGAAGGUUGGAAACUUUAUGCACUAUAUAAGUAGAUUUUUAGCGGGAUUUAUUAUCGGUUUUAUAAGAGUGUGGCAGAUAAGUUUAGUGACACUUGCAAUUGUUCCUUUGAUUGCUAUUGCUGGAGGCCUUUAUGCCUAUGUCACAAUUGGCCUUGUUGCAAAGGUUCGUAAAUCAUAUGUCAGAGCUGGUCAAAUCGCUAAAGAGGUUAUAGGAAAUGUAAGAACUGUACAAGCAUUUGGAGGAGAGGAAAGAGCAGUGAUAUCAUACAAAGUGGCUUUGAGGAACACAUAUAAGAAUGGUAGAAAAGCAGGUUUAGCAAAGGGCCUAGGAUUAGGCUCUAUGCAUUGUGUCCUUUUUCUAUCAUGGGCUCUUCUUGUUUGGUUCACCAGCAUUAUUGUUCAUAAAAAAAUUGCCAAUGGUGGACUGGCUUUCACUACUAUGCUCAAUGUCGUCAUUUCUGGCCUGUCACUUGGACAGGCAGCACCAGACAUUUCUGCAUUUAUCAGAGCAAAGGCAGCAGCUUAUCCCAUUUUUGAGAUGAUAAAGAGGGACACAGUUAGCAAAAACAGCUCGAAAAUCGGUCGGAAAUUAAUUAAACUAGAUGGUCACAUUCAACUUAUCAAUGUUUGUUUCAGUUAUCCAUCUCGCCCCGAUGUUGUUAUCUUCAACAAUCUUAGUCUUGAUAUUCCUUCAGGUAAAGUUUUGGCUCUUGUAGGAGGGAGUGGUUCAGGAAAAAGCACAAUUAUAUCACUGAUUGAACGUUUUUAUGAACCACUUUCUGGUCAAAUUCUAUUGGAUAGGAAUGAUAUAAAAGAACUUGAUAUAAAAUGGCUAAGACAUCAAAUUGGACUAGUUAAUCAAGAGCCUGCACUUUUUGCUACUAGCAUAAGGGAGAAUAUAUUGUAUGGUAAAAAUGAUGCAACAGUUGAAGAACUAAAUAGUGCUUUGGAACUUUCUGAUGCCAUGAAUUUCAUCAACAAUCUUCCUGAUGGAUUAGAUACUCAGGUUGGUGAAAGAGGGAUACAAUUAUCAGGGGGACAAAAACAAAGGAUCGCGAUAUCUCGUGCUAUAGUUAAGAAUCCAUCAAUCCUUUUACUAGAUGAAGCAACUAGUGCUCUUGAUGCAGAGUCUGAGAAAAGUGUACAAGAGGCUCUUGAUCGUGUCAUGAUUGGUAGAACAACUGUGAUAGUUGCACAUAGACUUUCUACCAUUAGGAAUGCAGAUAUAAUAGUUGUUGUUGAAGGAGGGAAUGUUGUGGAAAUUGGAAAUCAUGUGGAGCUUAUUUCCAAUCCAAAUAGUGUUUAUGCAUCUCUUGUUCAAGGUCACCCUUCUCCAGAUCCUUGCUUAGGACAAUCGUCAAGCAUAAAGAACUCAGUAGAAAUAUCCAAUACAGCAACUAUUGGUAGUAGUUUUCAUUCUGAUAAAGAAUCUACUAGCCAUGCAUGUGGUGAUGAAGCAAGAAGUGUUGAAAAAUCAAAGCAUGUCUCAUUAGCAAGAUUAUAUUCCAUGAUUGGUCCUUAUUGGUCUUAUGGAGUUUUUGGAACUUUAUCUGCUUUCAUUACUGGUGCUCUUAUGCCACUUUUUGCUCUUGGAAUCUCUCAUGCUCUUGUUUCUUAUUAUAUGGAUUGGCAUAACACACAACAUGAAGUGAAAAAAAUUGCUUUUCUUUUCUGUGGAGCAGCAAUUAUAGCUAUCACUGCAUAUUCCAUUGAACAUCUUUCUUUUGGAAUCAUGGGAGAGAGACUUACUCUUCGUGUCAGGGAAAUUAUGUUUUCUGCUAUUUUGAAGAAUGAAAUCAGUUGGUUUGAUGAUACAAGAAACACAAGUUCUAUGCUUUCAUCGCGUUUAGAGACUGAUGCAACUUUGUUAAAAACUAUAGUGGUUGACCGUUCUACAAUUCUCAUGCAGAAUGUUGGUUUAGUUGUUACUUCAUUUAUUAUUGCUUUCAUUUUAAAUUGGAGGAUAACACUUGUUGUCUUGGCCACAUAUCCUUUGAUAAUUAGUGGUCACAUUAGUGAGAAACUUUUCAUGCAAGGCUUUGGUGGAAACCUAAGCAAAGCAUAUCUAAAAGCAAACAUGUUGGCUGGGGAGGCAAUCAGUAAUAUAAGGACUGUGGCUGCAUUUUGUGCAGAAGAAAAAGUUAUUGACCUUUAUGUUGAUGAGCUUGUUGAGCCUUCUAAGCGUUCAUUCAAAAGAGGCCAAAUUGCUGGCAUAUUUUAUGGCAUUUCACAAUUCUUUAUUUUCUCAUCUUAUGGUCUAGCCUUAUGGUAUGGAUCAGUCUUGAUUCAAAAAGAGCUUUCUGGCUUUAAAUCAAUCAUGAAGUCAUUUAUGGUUUUAAUAGUAACAGCACUGGCUAUGGGGGAGACUUUGGCACUAGCACCAGACCUUUUGAAAGGGAAUCAAAUGGUUUCAUCAAUUUUUGAAGUGAUAGAUAGAAAAUCAGGAAUAAUACAUGGUGUUGGAGAAGAGUUGAAGACGGUGGAAGGAACAAUUAAGCUAAGAAGGGUCAAUUUUAGCUAUCCUUCAAGACCAAACAUUGUUAUUUUUAAUGAUUUCAAUCUAACAGUGCCUUCAGGGAAGAGUUUUGCCUUGGUCGGACAUAGUGGUUCUGGUAAAAGCUCAAUAAUCUCCCUUAUACUUAGAUUCUAUGAUCCAACAUCUGGGAAGGUGAUGAUUGAUGGAAAAGACAUCAAGGAGAUUAAUUUGAAAUCCCUAAGGAAGCAUAUUGGUCUAGUGCAACAAGAACCAGCUCUUUUCGCAACAUCAAUUUUCAAAAACAUUCUAUAUGGAAAAGAAGAAGCCUCUGAAUCAGAAGUGAUUGAAGCAGCUAAACUAGCCAAUGCUCAUAAUUUCAUCAGUGCUCUUCCUCAAGGGUACUCAACCAAAACAGGCGAGAGAGGAGUUCAACUAUCUGGUGGCCAAAAACAAAGGGUAGCCAUUGCAAGAGCUAUUCUAAGAAACCCCAAAAUAUUACUGUUGGAUGAAGCUACAAGUGCACUAGAUGUAGAAUCAGAGAGUAUUGUGCAGCAAGCUCUAGACAAGUUGAUGCAAAACAGAACAACAAUUAUAGUGGCACAUAGGUUAUCCACAAUAAAAAAUGCAGAUCAAAUAUCUGUUUUGCAAGAUGGAAAGAUUAUUGAGCAAGGCACUCAUUCAAGUCUUUUAGAGAACACAGAUGGAGCUUAUUUCAAAUUAGCUAGUCUACAACAACAACUACAUGUACAAGAGCAUAAUUGGUGAAAUAGCAAAAUAAUCAGCACUUUUUUAAUACUUGCUACCACACUUUUUAAUGCUCUGACCUUUAUCAUAAGCUCAUUUUGCAUGAUAUACAGUUGCUAUGCAUGAUGUUGAUUUGACAAUAGUUUGCUCAAAUUGCUUAGAAAAGUGAGCAAACUAUAGAUCUUGUGUAUUCAAUUUGUGCCAUAAUUAGAUGUUUUGUGAAGAGACAA
Molecule: messenger RNA, 4113 nt
Organism: Cicer arietinum (chickpea)
Lineage: Eukaryota; Viridiplantae; Streptophyta; Magnoliopsida; Fabales; Fabaceae
Product: ABC transporter B family member 2-like
Biological process (GO): oligopeptide export from mitochondrion
Cellular component (GO): mitochondrial inner membrane
Molecular function (GO): ATP binding; ABC-type oligopeptide transporter activity; ATP hydrolysis activity
Source: RefSeq, a predicted model, not a curated record